Aspergillus neoniger CBS 115656 is the source of this 1199-nucleotide messenger RNA. Its product is annotated as D-isomer specific 2-hydroxyacid dehydrogenase family protein. The record is from RefSeq and is a predicted model, not a curated record. The transcript is spliced from 4 exons. Lineage: Eukaryota; Fungi; Ascomycota; Eurotiomycetes; Eurotiales; Aspergillaceae. Gene Ontology annotation, molecular function: NAD binding. The coding region runs from base 117 to 1199 and encodes 360 amino acids.
GAAAGAAGCGCAAAAGAUCCCCUCAAUGGCGCCAUUGCUUCCAUUGAUAUCCUCAAUAUAAUCCCCAAUUCCACUUCACCGUCCUUCCAAACCAAUACACGUAUUGUACUCUCAAUAUGGGCGAAGCACCCCCCGUCAAAGAGCACCUAGUCAUCGCCUACGCCCGCGAUCUUCCGCAAUGGCUGAUCGACGAGACGCAGGCCAAAUUCCCCGACGCCGAACUUUCCAUCCUGCAGCUACCCAAUUUCGCGCCAAUUCCUGCUGAAAUCGCACGCAAAAUCACUCUGCUCGUCACCUUCAGCAAUCUCCCCGCCCCGGAAGAUGCAUCCAAAAUCAAACUCAUCCACUCCCUCUCCUCCGGACUCGAUCACCUCCUCUCCCACCCCAUUGUCAAAGAAACCUCCAUCCCGCUCACCUCCAGCUCGGGCAUCCACGGCCCCCCAAUCGCCGAAUGGACCAUCAUGAACUGGCUCGUCGCCUCGCGACGCUUCGUCUACACCCAUGAGAACCAACAGAAACAUAUCUGGGCCAAGAAUGUCGACUUCAUGAACACCGUCCAUGAUCAAGUGGGUAGGAAAGUUGGAAUUCUUGGAUACGGAAGUAUCGGACGACAAAUCGGCCGCGUCGCUUCGGCCCUCGGAAUGCAAGUCCACGCCUACACAGCCUCGCCGCGCCCGACUCCUUCCUCCCGGAAAGACAACGGCUACAUUGUCCCCGGCACCGGCGACCGCGACGGCACAAUCCCUGUAUCCUGGCACCAUGGGACAGACAAGGCCUCAAUUCACGAAUUUCUGUCUCUGGGGCUCGACCAUCUGGUGAUCGCGCUGCCGCUGACUCCGCAGACCACCCGCAUGCUUGGAGCUGAGGAAUUCGAAAUCCUCAGUAAUGGUGUGUCUGCGGGUCGACCGCGUCCGUAUCUUACGAAUAUCUCUCGCGGCAAGGUGCUUGAUCAGGAUGCGCUGAUUAAGGCGCUGAAGGAGGGAGUGCUAGGUGGAGCCGCGCUGGAUGUGGCGGACCCGGAACCCUUGCCCGAGGAUAGUCCGCUGUGGGACACGCCGAAUGUGCAGAUCAGUCCACAUGUCAGCUCCGCAGGGAGGGAGUAUAUUCCGCGUUCGCUGGAUAUUAUGAGGGAGAAUGUGGGGAGAUUGGAGAGAGGGGAGGAGUUAUUGAACGGAUUUAAGAGGGGGAGGGGGUACUAA